Messenger RNA from Pogonomyrmex barbatus (red harvester ant), 1598 nucleotides. RefSeq names its product dnaJ homolog subfamily B member 12. NCBI's taxonomy places the organism in Eukaryota, Metazoa, Arthropoda, Insecta, Hymenoptera, Formicidae. Gene Ontology annotation, cellular component: endoplasmic reticulum membrane. Gene Ontology annotation, molecular function: Hsp70 protein binding. Gene Ontology annotation, biological process: cellular response to misfolded protein. The record is from RefSeq and is a predicted model, not a curated record.
AUUCAGGUGCAUUCAGGUGCACCGUAUCUACCCGAAAAACUCGUGAAUUUCCCGUAUCGAUUAGUCCUACAAAUCCUCUGUCGAGAGUAUUCAGAUUCGAUUGAAGCUCAAACGUGGAAGAUUUACUUGAAUGACAGAUUAAUGACGAUCGUUUUCUCGUGCUUGUGUCGCCUGCGUCUGGAUGCUCAGAUGUCGUGAUGAUGCUCGUGACGUAAUUGAAUUAACACCCGCGGUGGAGCAUAUCAGGCCAGGAGUUCAGGGGCCGUCGAUUCGAGCGAUUUAUUUACCAUUUUGCCCCGUCACUGUGAUCGCGCGUGUCAGAUCCUGGUGAGACUCGUUGAAGCUCACUGCGACAACGGACGCGAUGGACAGCAACAAAGAUGAGGCGGAGCGAUGCAUGGAGUUUGCGGAGCGAUUUAUGCGCGAGAGAAAGUACGAAGAGGCUGAAAAAUUCGCGCGCAAAGCUCAGAAGCUUUACCCAACAAAGAAGGCUGAGGAAUUGUUAGCGGAAGUGACAAUACUUUCCAAGCAGAGCCAGAAACCUGAGCCAACUGAGCCUAACGUCAGAAAGCGGCAAAAUAUAUCCAAAGAUGGAAUACAUUCACAAAGUAGUUCUGAAUAUACAAAAGAACAAUUGGAACAUGUGAAGAGGAUAAAAAAAUGCAAGGAUUAUUAUGAAAUCUUAGGAGUCAGCAAAGAUGCUACAGACAGUGAUAUUAAGAAAUCUUAUAAAAAAUUAGCGCUUCAGUUACAUCCUGAUAAAAACAAGGCACCUGGCGCUGCUGAAGCUUUUAAAGCUAUUGGUAAUGCAGUUGCUAUCCUUACUGAUCCAGAAAAACGGAAACAAUAUGAUACAUACGGUCCUGAAGAAGAACGUAUGCAGAAUGCACAUGGUCGUCAAGGCCACACACAUUACAGCUACACCCGUGGAUUCGAAGCUGACAUCACAGCUGAAGAAUUAUUUAACAUGUUCUUCGGUGUCGGUUUCCCACAACAAGAAUUCUAUAUGCGUCGGCAAGGUGGAAGAUGGAUGCGACAACAAGAUGCACAAGCGCAACAUGCUCAUUCUCAACAAGCCAAUGGAUAUACUACAUUUCUUCAGAUGUUACCAGUUCUAUUACUAAUAUUGUUAACUAUGAUGAGCAGUUUCUUUAUAUCUGAUCCAGUAUAUAGCCUACAUUCAAAUUCGAAAUAUUCCGUGGCUAGAACAACUCAAGUCUUGAAAGUGCCAUAUUAUGUUAAGGAGAAUUUUCAUAGCGAAUAUCAAGGCAGUUUACGUAGGCUAGAAAUUUCAAUUGAAGAAGAGUACGUGAGUAACUUGCGACAAACUUGUGCCAGAGAAAAGAAUUAUAGAGAAGGUAUAAUGUGGAAAGCCCGUAACUUAGGAGAUCAAGAUCUAUUUUUGAAAGCUAAAAAUCUCGAAACACCUUCGUGUAGAAGACUGCAAGAGCUGCAAGCUUAACAGAACAUGUAAACUAAAAAUAGAAGUUUUGUGUGCUAUAGAUAAAUGUAUAUUUACACAUAUAUAAUUAUAUCUUUGGGUGUAUAAUGAGAACUUGGCAUAUAAAGCGCAAUUAUACAUAAAACGUCUUUAUACA